AUGGUAGCCACAGGCUCACGUGAUCGACGUUCAUCGUCAUUGACAACUCCUUCAAAUAAACGAUGCAUAUCGUCAUCAGUUCAAGAUAAAAAAAAAGUCGUUAAACCACUUGGAAUAUGUAGCUUUUGCUUGGGUGAUGAAGAGAAAAACGCAAAUGGUGUACCUGAAGAUAUGAUAAGUUGUUCCGAAUGUGGAAAUUGCGGUCAUCCAUCAUGUUUAAAAUAUUCAGACAAACUUGUUAAAAAAAUAAAAACUAUUCGAUGGCAAUGCCUCGAUUGUAAACGUUGUGUGAUUUGUACCAAAGCCGAUGAUUCGUUACUUUUCUGUGAUUUUUGUGAUGCUGCGACUCAUCCAAAAUGUUGCACACCACCGUUAAAUCACAUUCCUAAAGGUGACUUUGCUUGUCAUAAUUGUCGUGAAGAUAGAACAAUGAAAUCAUCAGGAAGAAAAUCUUUAACAACAGCAUCAUCUACACGUUCUCUUCGUAGUCAUAAUUAUAAUGACGACGAAAUGCCUAUCGUUAUGUCUCGUCCUGUUGCUCAAUUAAUUGAUGGAAUGUCAAAUUUUUUCUUACCAAAAAAACAUCAAAAUAAUAAUAGUCAACGACAGCAGUCAGUGCAAAAAGCAAUGAACUAUUUAAGAAAUAAAACAAUUAAAUCGUCAAGUCAAACUAUACUUAAACGAUUGAAUACAAGAUUACAAUCAACAAAUAAAAAGGAAAAAGAUAAAAAUCAAUUAUUAGCAAGAAAUAUUCUAGCUUCAUCAAAAACAUCACGUAUACGACGAAAACCAUUAAGUUUAUCUGAUGAUCCUCAUGUCAAUUCUGAAAUCGAUACAACUACACCAACAAUGACACGUCGUUCAAUAAAUAAGAAAGCAUUAACGUCUGGACCGAUAACGCCAACUCCUCGAAUUAGCCGGCGAUCAGGUACUCAUCCAAUUGCAGAAUCAAGUAAAACAAAUUCCCCUCGAUUGCAUACUAAGCGAAAACAUUCAGCAUCACCAAUACCUCAAACACCGAUAACAAUAAAAAAACGAACAAAAAAUGAUUCUUCGAUAAAGAAAACACCUUCAAUACGAAAAGAAGUUAAAAUUGAAGAAGACGAAGUGGAAGAUGACACAAACGAGCAGCAAGAUAAAUCAACAGUUGGUAAACGAAAAAUUAAUUUGGACUUAUCCAAAUACAAAACUCCACCAGCAUUUCUUCAUGAUUCACUUCCAGACACAAUAGCCGCCAAUGAUGUUUAUAUAUUUCUUGAUGCACGUAAAAAUUCUACAAAACUCAUUUUAGAUUGUUCAGAAAAAUUUCAUCAUUCAACUGAAUCAAUGGAAGAAGAUGAUCCAAAUAAUAUUCGUUGGCCACCAUAUAUCGUUUUUGGUUCAGAAUUAAUUAAAACAUGGUAUUCAUCAUCUUAUCCUCAAGAAUAUGCACGUGUUCCUCGGUUAUAUAUAUGUGAAUUUUGCUUAAAAUAUAUGAAAUGUGAAGAAGUUUACGAUCGACAUCGUAAUAAAUGUCAAACAUUUCAUCCGCCUGCCAAUGAAAUCUAUCACAAAGAUAAUCUAUCAGUAUUUGAAGUCGAUGGAAAUAUCAAUCGAAUCUAUUGUCAAAACUUGUGUCUUUUAGCAAAAUUAUUUCUUGAUCAUAAAACUCUUUACUAUGAUGUUGAACCAUUUUUAUUUUAUGUGUUAACUAAAAAUGAUUCAAGUGGUUGCCAUUUUGUGGGUUAUUUUUCUAAAGAAAAACAUUGUCCACAAAAAUAUAAUCUAUCAUGCAUAACUGUUCUACCGAAUCGUCAACGUCAAGGUUACGGACGUUUUUUAAUUGAAUUAAGUUACUUAUUAUCACAGAAAGAACGUCAAAUCGGUACACCAGAAAGACCAUUGUCUACUCAUGGUGCACAAACUUAUGAAGCCUAUUGGAAAAUAAAAAUAGCGCAACAACUAUUUAAUUAUUAUAAUAAAAAGAGAGAUAAAUGUAAAUUAAAAGAUCUGAUGAGUGACACGGGUAUGACCAUUGAUGAUAUUAUUGAUACAUUACAAAAUUUAGGAAUUUUAACAAUGAAAACAAAUCAAAAACCUGUCAUUAUUGUUGAUGGUCAACAAUUAGCAACCAUAAUUAAAACUGAAAAGAUCAAACAUGCUCAUUGGGUUUCAUUAGAUAGUGAAUUUGUUCGUUUUACACCAGUUCUCAAACCCAUGUUAUUCAUUCAUGAUGAAAAUUCAAUUGAAAAUCGAUUUAAAGAUGUACAAAUUGUUUUCAAAAAAAUUCAAUCCGAUAUUGUCGAACCUGUAGGAAAUCUUUCGGAGUCAGCCGAUGGACUGAAUCAAACGAAAACAACUGAAAUUGUUCGUUAUGUUCGUAGACGAAAAUUUGGUAAAAAACGUCGUUCAACCUAUAUUAAAUGUCGAGUAUCAAACAAAAAUGAAUCGAACAUAGUUAAUCAUGAUGAUGAUCAAUCGCAAGAAUAUAUUGCUCGUCGACGAGAUUCAAUAGUAAACGAAUCAGUUAAAGAAGAAGAAAAACCUCCACCAUUGUCACCAAUCAAAUCUUCUCCGAAGCAACCAAUAUUUAAACAAUUAACAAUCGAUCAAUUUCUUAAAAAAACUCCCACAACUUCACCGGUUACGGACAAAAUAAAACAAGAGAAAACUAUAGAAACAAUACCAACAAACAAUAAUAAUACAAAUGAAACGACUACAGUAGUAAAAAACGAAGAUAAUGAAGAAUUCUCUACACCAAAACAACCUAAACGAUUAUCAAAUGCUUCUCAUAUAUCAAAAUCCGAAACUGAUUUAGCUCAAAUUGCAAAUGGAAUUUCUACAGAAACUUUAAACAAAUCAAAUCUUAACAAUCAUGGCUUAUUAGUAAGGCAAUUAAGUGAUGUAACUAUAUCAUCAAAUGAUAGUUCAAUAACUACCGUUAAUUCGCCGUUACCAUUUAAAAAACGAGCGUGGACUUCAACAACUUUACAAGCUUUAAUAGAUGCACCGUCUAAUGCUGAGAAAAAUGAUCACUCAUUUACAUUAAGUCCCGAAACAAGUAUUACAACACCUUCAACUUCAUCAGAUAUUCUUACUAAUCCGCUAAUGAAACCUACCUCAUCACUUCAGAGUAGCGACGAAGAACUAAAAUCUACUCCUAUUGAAUCUGAAUUAAAAACUUCAACUGGAGAAGUUGAAACAAACGAUGAUCAAUCAUCAAUGUCAAACAAUACGUCACAAUCAAAUCAUUUUAAUUAUACAACCCGAAGUAGUGUUGCUAAAAGACAGCAACAACAACAGUCGAUAGCAAUGAAUACUUUCAAUAGUUCAAACAAUAUGACAUUUAAUUAUGGAGAACCAUCAUAUCCAUAUCCAUAUCCAUAUCCAUACUCCACUGGACCAUCUAUGGAUAUGCAAUCAUUUUAUUAUCCAUCACCAAUGCCAAUGGACUAUAUGCCCUAUUAUCCGACACCAUCAUCGCCUAUGCAUGGAUCAGCACAACAAAUAUGUUAUCCACCGAAUGGUACCAAUCCAUUGCCGUAUACUGGUAAUUCAACAUCUCAUUCGUCGUCAAAUGGACGAAAUUAG
Rotaria socialis is the source of this 3570-nucleotide messenger RNA. The record is from the annotation of a GenBank genome assembly. NCBI's taxonomy places the organism in Eukaryota, Metazoa, Rotifera, Eurotatoria, Philodinida, Philodinidae.